UUGCAUCCAGAAAUCUUUAGACGAUAUCGCACAAAAUUCAACCAUUCGAAAUGACGUUCCUUCACAACAAACAGGCUCAAAACAAAAGAAUUCUGAUACUGGAAAUACGUUGUCUAGCCAUUGCUAGACAACGUAUUUCCAGUAUCAGAAGCAUGUCUGUUGUCGAUGAAUUGAAAGGUGAUUGCAUCCAGAAAUCUUUAGAUGAUAUCGCACAAAAUUCAGCCAUUCGAAAUGACGUUCCUUCACAACAAACAGGCUCAAAACAAAAGAAUUCUGAUACUGGAAAUACGUUGUCUAGCAAUGAAAGCAUGUCUGUUGUCGAUGAAUUGAAAGGUGAUUGCAUCCAGAAAUCUUUAGACGAUAUCGCACAAAAUUCAGCCAUUCGAAAUGACGUUCCUUCACAACAAACAGGCUCAAAACAAAAGAAUUCUGAUACUGGAAAUACGUUGUCUAGCAAUGAAAGCAUGUCUGUUGUCGAUGAAUUGAAAGGUGAUUGCAUCCAGAAAUCUUUAGACGAUAUCGCACAAAAUUCAGCGAUUCGAAAUGACGUUCCUUCACAACAAACAGGCUCAAAACAAAAGAAUUCUGAUACUGGAAAUACGUUGUCUAGCAAUGAAAGCAUGUCUGUUGUCGAUGAAUUGAAAGGUGAUUGCAUCCAGAAAUCUUUAGACGAUAUCGCACAAAAUUCAGCGAUUCGAAAUGACGUUCCUUCACAACAAACAGGCUCAAAACAAAAGAAUUCUGAUACUGGAAAUACGUUGUCUAGCAAUGAAAGCAUGUCUGUUGUCGAUGAAUUGAAAGGUGAUUGCAUCCAGAAAUCUUUAGACGAUAUCGCACAAAAUUCAGCCAUUCGAAAUGACGUUCCUUCACAACAAACAGGCUCAAAACAAAAGAAUUCUGAUACUGGAAAUACGUUGUCUAGCAAUGAAAGCAUGUCUGUUGUCGAUGAAUUGAAAGGUGAUUGCAUCCAGAAAUCUUUAGACGAUAUCGCACAAAAUUCAGCCAUUCGAAAUGACGUUCCUUCACAACAAACAGGCUCAAAACAAAAGAAUUCUGAUACUGGAAAUACGUUGUCUAGCAAUGAAAGCAUGUCUGUUGUCGAUGAAUUGAAAGGUGAUUGCAUCCAGAAAUCUUUAGACGAUAUCGCACAAAAUUCAGCCAUUCGAAAUGACGUUCCUUCACAACAAACAGGCUCAAAACAAAAGAAUUCUGAUACUGGAAAUACGUUGUCUAGCAAUGAAAGCAUGUCUGUUGUCGAUGAAUUGAAAGGUGAUUGCAUCCAGAAAUCUUUAGACGAUAUCGCACAAAAUUCAGCCAUUCGAAAUGACGUUCCUUCACAACAAACAGGCUCAAAACAAAAGAAUUCUGAUACUGGAAAUACGUUGUCUAGCAAUGAAAGCAUGUCUGUUGUCGAUGAAUUGAAAGGUGAUUGCAUCCAGAAAUCUUUAGACGAUAUCGCACAAAAUUCA
This is a messenger RNA of Toxorhynchites rutilus septentrionalis, 1469 nucleotides long. RefSeq lists its product as uncharacterized. The record is from RefSeq and is a predicted model, not a curated record. The annotation marks the transcript as partial. The transcript is spliced from 10 exons. Lineage: Eukaryota; Metazoa; Arthropoda; Insecta; Diptera; Culicidae.